Molecule: messenger RNA, 462 nt
Organism: Pecten maximus
Lineage: Eukaryota; Metazoa; Mollusca; Bivalvia; Pectinida; Pectinidae
Exons: 1
Coding region: 1-462 (153 amino acids)
Source: RefSeq, a predicted model, not a curated record
AUGACAUUGUCGCGUCACACAGGAGAAACUGUCCGACAGUUUUCUAAAGGCCAAAGUGUGAUGGUACGCGAUUAUCGUUCGUCAGACAGGAAGUGGAUUCCUGCAUCUAUCCACACCAAAACAGGACCUCUGUCCUACACUAUUGACACUGGAACAGGAACUCUAUGGAGACGUCAUACAGACCAGCUUCGUGCUUGUACUGUUAAACCAUCAGAGACGGAUGUCACUACAAUAAACUUACCGGAACCGGAAGUCGGUCCUAUUACACCGGAAGUAUCAUCGACUCAUCAGUCAUCUGAUAAAGCAACUAUUUCUGACGGGAAGGAGGAAGUGGUACCUGUGAUGCCUACACCUAAGCAAAAACAGACAAUCAUUUCCAAAUCAUCCCCAUGUGUAAGUGUUGCUCCACGACGCUAUCCAAAGAGAGAACAUUCACGAGCUCCAGUGAAAUUGAACCUUUAA